Marasmius oreades (fairy-ring Marasmius) is the source of this 1056-nucleotide messenger RNA. RefSeq lists its product as uncharacterized. Gene Ontology annotation, molecular function: protein binding. NCBI's taxonomy places the organism in Eukaryota, Fungi, Basidiomycota, Agaricomycetes, Agaricales, Marasmiaceae. The record is from RefSeq and is a predicted model, not a curated record. The transcript is spliced from 3 exons. The coding region runs from base 3 to 518 and encodes 171 amino acids.
ACAUGUCAGACCCCAAAUUCAAGGCUAAUGAUCCUUUGAACCCUUACGACCCAGGUAUUGCAAGAAUACUCUUCUUUUUGUUCACCUUCCUUACUACCCAUCAUCGUUCUGAUCCGAUCUCUUUAUCUGUCCCUGUAGCGUCCUUCAGCUUGGGUACCGAAGGUGUUGGAGCCAGACUCAAUGCAGGAACUGCACCAACCCAAGUGUUAUCUCAGAUCAACAAGAAUCCCAAAAUGAUGGAGGGCUUUUUGAAAAUGAUGAAAGAAGACAUAGCAGACGCUAAAAGACGCGGCGAGACCAUGGAGGAAAGGAUGAUGCGCGAGAAACGCGAAUGGGCCGAGGCAGACGCUGAAUCUGCUAAGAUCAAAGAGAACGGUAACGACGCUUUUCGGAAGGGGGAUUUUGAAGAUGCGUUCGUCGCGUACAGCGCGUGUAUUGAGAUCAGCGAACAUGAACCGUUGUAUCCCCUUAACAGGUCUGCGGCUGCAUUGAGUGAUUUUUAUCUGACCUUCUUGUAGGCCAUCGAAUCUGACAGACUUGAAUCCCUCAGAGCUCAAGCUAUUCAAGACCGUCGUGCUCGAUGCAACCUUUUGUUUGGAGCACGAUUAUAAUCAAGCAAAGGCGUAUUUCCGUCGAGGUCAAGCACCAUUAUCGAUUGGGCAACUUGUCGAAUGCUCGUCGUGAUUUUGAAGCUGCCCAUGCACUUCAACCUCAGGAUUCCGCUAUUCGCAGGGAAAUCGGUGUGCUCAGUGAACUCGAGGGAAAGUCAGAGGGAGAACUCGCUGCUUGGAUUGCAGAGCAAGGAUGUAUAGACAUCGGAGAUCUGUUUCCGAAGGAAAACGAGCUCGACAAUCGUGUCAAACAAAAGAUCGCCGGAGCUUGAGUGAGGUGGGAUUCGUUAACCGUUUGAAGUUGAACCUCAUGCCCGUAACAACGAUUACCACAGAGACAGACCCUAAAAGAAAGUUGAAUCUUUCAAUUUUAACCACAAUAUCUGUUGCUCCAUGUGGGUCAAAUUAUCAGAUUUCAAUUGUACUAUCUACAUAUUUCUGGGUG